Lonchura striata (white-rumped munia) is the source of this 1272-nucleotide messenger RNA. The record is from RefSeq and is a predicted model, not a curated record. NCBI's taxonomy places the organism in Eukaryota, Metazoa, Chordata, Aves, Passeriformes, Estrildidae.
AUGGGAGCAAGAGAAGGGCUGAGUCAAUUAUUCUGCAGUGCUUCAGUUUAUGGGCUACAGGCUGGCAGUUUAUCUUGGUUUUUCUACUCUGGAGAUAAAGCCAUGGCUGAAAUGAGUGAUAUCAAUGUACAAAAACUAACCAUUGCUCAGCAAGCAAUAGCCUCUUGUUGUGGAGCUAUAAUUACAUCAUUAUUUGUAACUCCUCUUGAUGUUAUCAAAAUUCGACUGCAAGCCCAAAGGAAUCCAUUCCAUAAAGGAAAGUGUUUUGUAUACUCCAAUGGCCUUAUGGAUCAUGUAUAUGUUUGUGGAAGUGAGGACAGCAAAGCCUGGUAUAAAAAACCUGGACAUUUUAAAGGGACAUGGGAUGCAUUUAUGAAAAUUAUUCGAAUAGAGGGAAUUAAGUCACUGUGGAGUGGGCUUCCCCCAACACUAAUAAUGGCAGUUCCUACCACAGCAGUCUAUUUUACCUGCUAUGAUCAGCUGUGUGAAGUUUUGAAAAAUAGACCAGGAAAGCAUGAUGAGCACAUUCCAGUUAUUGCAGGUUCCUUAAGCAGAUUCAGUACUGCCACUGUGGUGAGUCCGCUGGAGCUGAUCAGAACUCAGCUGCAGUAUCGCAGGUCGUCCUACAAGCAGCUGUACCGGGGUAUCAGCACCAAAGUGGCUGCAGAUGGGUGGUUCUCCCUGUGGCAGGGCUGGACUUCUACUAUUCUCAGAGAUGUUCCUUUCUCAGCAUUGUAUUGGUAUAAUUAUGAACGUUUCAAGAAGAUGAUUUGCAAGAAAGUUGGUGCAAAUGAACCUACAUUUUUUGUUUCUUUUACUUCAGGAGCAGCAGCUGGCUCUAUUGCAGCUGUUGUAACUCAGCCAUUUGAUGUAGUGAAAACACAUAGGCAAACUCAACUUUGGGAGAAUGAGACCUUAAAAAUUCCACAGAGGGACAGUAAAUCAACCUGGGCAGUUAUGAGGAAAAUUGCUACUGGAAAUGGAAUUACUGGAUUAUUUGCAGGUAUUACUCCACGGCUGUUUAAAGUUGCUCCUGCUUGUGCCAUAAUGAUCAGCACCUACGAAUAUGGAAAGUCUUUCUUUUCUCAUUUAAACGAAAAAAAGAAUCAACAUCCAUAAUUCUUCGUCCGGUUGUAUGAAGGCGAAGUAUAUGAUGGAAGUUGUGCCAAAUUUAAAUCUAUGAAGAUGCUUUUUAGAAUUCCAAGUGAAUUUCUACUGUUACAUUUGCUGGAGAGAAAAAAGAAAGGAAGGAAGAACAAAAGAAAAAAGAAA